Messenger RNA from Sceloporus undulatus (fence lizard), 2902 nucleotides. It is a transcript of the gene TTC29, whose product is annotated as tetratricopeptide repeat domain 29. Gene Ontology annotation, molecular function: protein binding. NCBI's taxonomy places the organism in Eukaryota, Metazoa, Chordata, Lepidosauria, Squamata, Phrynosomatidae. The record is from RefSeq and is a predicted model, not a curated record. The transcript is spliced from 12 exons. The coding region runs from base 305 to 1681 and encodes 458 amino acids.
CUUAGGCGUCUCUCUCUGUGGGAGUAGUGAAGCCUGAGGCCUAGUUCGUGUUUAUGGGAGGAAAGGAGCUUUGUGCGCUUCCCUUUUUUUCCGCGGCUGGGCUGAGCCUCUUUAUUUCGGGGGAGUGGGGACGGGGCAGAGAUUUGUGCCUAGACACGUGUACAGAUUCCUUCAGAAGACGCGUGUACAGAUCCAUUCAGAAGACACGUGUACUGACUUCUGAGCCCCUGGAAAGAGGCACUAAGGUAGCAAGUAGAGAUCUUUGAAGAACAAGCAUAGAAUUACACAUCAGUAAACUUUCAAAAUGAGUAUAUUUCCUCCUGUACCUAUACAAAGCCCUAAAGCCCAUCCAAGUAAGGAAGAUAUGAAAUGCCCUUCGCCAAGCCUUGCAAGGAUGCAUUUGAUCAAAGGCAAAGAUGCCAUAGAUCAUUAUUUGGCCAUGCAUAUCAAAGGAUUGUCAAAACAAGAGGCUGAUGCUUACCGGAAUUCGUACAUGAAGAACAUCUGCAUAGACAUGCUGCGACAGGGCUAUCACAAGUCUUUCGCUGAGCUCUUUACUCUGAUAGAGAACUGGAAUGCCUUGAGGGAGGCCUCAGGCCCUGGGUCAGCCAUAUGGCUGGAGAAAUCUCUCGGGGAGCAGCCUGAUAAGUUGGAUCAGCUUCACUACUUCUUGACCAGGGCUGAGGCAGCCCAGCGAUCAGAACAUUAUGAAGAGAUGUAUGCUAACCAACUCAGUUUGGCCCAUUGCUUCAAUAAGCCUGAAGACAAAUGGUUAAGGAAUUACUUCUAUGAACAGUGUUACAAAACUGCUCAGCUGAUUAAAAUUGAUGGUGGCAAGAAAGAAGCAGAAGCACAUUCAAAUAUGGGUCUUCUUUAUGAGGAGCAAGGCCAAUUCCUGAAAGCUAUAGAGCAUUAUGAAGCAUUCCAUCAAUUGACAGUGGGUCGUAUAUGGAAAGAUGAUACAGGCCGGACUUUCAAUACACUAGCCUGUGAGCAUCUCUGGAGGAUUUACACAUUACUAGCAGACAAAAUGCUAGCAAAUAAAGAACACAAACAGGCCAUCAAAACUCUAAUAAAAGCUUUUGAAAUGGCAAAAGAAGCAGGGAAUAAGAAGAUGGAAGGAGAAGCUGCCUACUGUUUAGGUUUAGUAUAUCAUGCAGCUGGAGACGAUAGAACAGCAGUAUCACACCUGAAUGCUUACCUGCAAAUAUCCAAAACAUUGGGAGAUUAUACUGGUCUAGGAAGAGCAUAUCAAGCUUUAGCCAAGGUUCUGAUAAGUCAGGGAGAAGUGUCUGAAGCUAUUAUGUACUUGGAAAAGUUCAUGAAUAUUGCCAAGAGAGUUCAACUGAGCCAAAGCUUAGUGGAUGCAUGUAUGUUUCUUGGAAGCAUUUACAAUGCAAGAGGGAACUACUCCAAGGCUUGUGAAUAUUUCAAUCAGGCAUUUGCAGGAGCAAAUGCUCUUUCAGAUUUGGCCCUGUUGAAUGAAACAAAGGUAUAUUGUGGCAUCGGAAGAGCUCAUAACAUGAUGCUGAAAGUUAACAGUCGAACAGAAGCUGCAGAUCAAGCCAGCGUCGAGUACCUGCUAGCCUGGAAGGAAAACAGAAAUGACAUGUGCAAUGACCCUUUUACAGUUGACAUAUGUGAAUCUUUGAUCUCGAAUAUUUGCUUGCCUUUAAAAUAAUAAUGAUGAUGAUGAUGAUGAUGAUGAUGAUGAUGAUGUCCUUUUGAGGCCAUCCUGGGGCAAAUGCUGUAAAACACUUUCCUGGGAGCAAGCACUAUUGAAUUCAAUAGGACGGCCUGAUUAGACCAUUAUAAGAUUGCAUCAUGUGCCAUUGAUCCUACACCCACUUUCCUGGGAAUUAAUUUUAGAAAAUGAGAAAGCCAGUUAGGGGAAGCAGAAGCAACACAUGUGAGGACUGAGGUGACUACCCAGGUAUCCACCUAAUCCAGUGAGAGUGCAGGUGGGCAGUCAGAAUGAUGGAAAAUGGAGAAAGGCUAUUUGAUUUGCAAAUAUGUAAAUAUGUGAUGGGAACAAACAAAAGAAAACUCCAAAGCUGCUGAAAUAAUGGGACUGUACCUAUGGGGGAUGCAUCCACACAGUAGAAACACCCCAGGUCAUGUACUGAUGUGACUACAUGAAGGGGUCCUAUGUGACUUUCCAAACUGAUUACAGGUGUGUGUGCCAGUAGGGCAGUCAAACUAUGGCAGGAUACUACACGGAGGAGCUGGGAUACAGCCCUCAUAUAAAUUCAGCCAUUGUUAACAUAAUCUCACUUGAAAAAGUCCAGUGUCUCAGGAGUAUACCUGUGGUAUCAAUUCUUUCAGUAAUAGCUGGUUUAUGGCAUUUAUUAUUGCUUCUGAAAGUGCUUCUGGAUUGCUCUGUUACUUGAAACUAAUCUGAGUACUGUCCUUUCAGAGGAAUAUAACAAUUUAAUUGGGGAUCCAUUUUGAAAGCAAAACAGUCUAUCUUUAUUAAGAUGGUUCACUAAGUAUUUCAGCCAAGAGGAGAAGGGGGGCUGUCUCAGGCCGAACCAAAAAAUUUAAGGAAAGUUCAGCCCCCCCCCCAAAGUGAAUUUGAGGAGAGAAAGCUUAAAGAAAACUAGCUUUGCUUUACUUGUGCCUUCUGCAUUGGAGAAGGCGUAACACAGCCAAAACCAUGGCCUCAAAGAGCCAGUGUCACUCCUCCUGUCCCUUCUGUCUCUCCCUUGGGAAGGAGAGUGGCCUAGACCAAGUCACUGUCAGCCAGAUGAAAUGGAGUGGCAAGCUGUGUUCAGCCUAUUAGUUGGGUAUCCCAUGCCCCUACAGAAACUGGAAGCCAUUAGUAAGGAAAUGUUUAAGAAUACAGUGGUUCUUCCACAUUUGCUGGGAUUAGAGGUGGAGGACCCUUGUGAAUGUGGGGAAA